Entamoeba invadens IP1 is the source of this 1173-nucleotide messenger RNA. RefSeq lists its product as hypothetical. Bases 1 to 1173 code for a protein of 390 amino acids. NCBI's taxonomy places the organism in Eukaryota, Evosea, Mastigamoebida, Endamoebidae. Gene Ontology annotation, molecular function: protein binding. The transcript has a single exon. The record is from RefSeq and is a predicted model, not a curated record.
AUGAGUAUAGUAACAAUAGGGUCUUACGAUGGUUUCUUAGCUGGGUGGGAAUUUCACCGAGUAGAUGGAGUGGUCAAAUCGAAACAAACAUUUGGCUUUAAAGUACAGGACACAUGUAUCAAGACGAUAACUGUUUCGCCACAAUUUUUGGCUCUUGGUGGGUCUGAGGAGUACGUUAAAGUGUACGAUUUAGCAAAGAAGAGGGAAGUUUCAACAUUAUUAGAUUUCAGUGGUCCUGUUGUCCGAGUCGUAUUACAAGACAAAAAGUUGUACUGUGCAUCGAGUGAUGGGUAUUUAACCACUUACUCAAUCAACAGAGACAAAAUUGUCAUAUUCAAUAAAACAUAUGUGAUGAAGAGAAUCGAAGAUUUGGCUGUCGAUUCUACUGGCAAAAUAGCAUUGUGUAUUGGGAAAGAGGGUCUGAGUGUUAUAAACACUUUGAAAGCCACGGUGGUUUUCCAGAGAAAAUUGAAGUUUGCUGCCGAGGGUGUUGCGUGGAUCGGACUGAAUAAAUACAUCGCUAUAUCAGAGAAAGACACCGUCCACAUAUACAACAGAAAAUUCGAGGAGAUCCAAACUCUGAAAUGCGGUGAACGCGAUAAAGUAAGAACAAUGUCAUCACUCAGUGACAUUCUUGUUGCCGGCACCGAGAAGGGGGAUGUCUUUUCGUGGAACUUUGCUGAAAAGAAAGAAAAACAAGACGCCCCCAAAGAGCCCCAACACGACGAAAACAAUGAAAAACCCUCAGAACAAAAUACGUCACCCGAAGCAGGUCCAGAGACCGAAAAGGAAGUGAAAGAAGAAGAAGUUGAACACAAAGAUGACGAGAAAGAAAGUAGUGAAGUCGAGUUACAUGAAGAAGAAUCCAAAGACAUUCGAAUGAAUGAAGAAGCCGAUGACGAAGAAGAAAAGAUGGAAGAAAUUGAAGAAGAAGAAAAUGACAGUUCGAGUGAAGAAAGUGUUGACGAUGGAAGUUUCCCACACACAAAGAAGAUCAAAAUCGCAGAUGGGAGAAUUCGAGGAGUGGAGAUGAUUUUAAUCGACGACUGGGUUGGAUAUGCCGUCGGAUUUAGUAGUGGAAAACUUUGCAUAGUGAGUAGAAGUGGAAAAGUGUUGAUGGAAAUGGAGACUGGGCUUAGAAUAACAACAUUGAGCACAUCGAUGCUUCAGUAA